CAAACAUGGCCAACACAACAACAACAGGCAAGAGGCUCGUCCGCUCGAAAUCAGGGCUGAGAAUUGUGCCUUUGAAUGAUUUCGACAAAAGUCCAUUUGAGUUGAGAGAACCUGAGUGGAUACCUGAUAAGCUGAGUCCGACAUGCAUGGAUUGCAAAGAAAAGUUUGACUUUUUAAAGAGAAGGCAUCACUGUCGUCGGUGUGGACGAGUCUGUUGUGCUUCCUGCUGCGAGACUCGUAUUGCUUUGCCAAGAAUGUGCUUUCUUGACCCAGUACGGGUGUGUACACCAUGUGCAGAGACAACGUUAAGAGAAAACAUCUUUUACAAUAAAGACCUCAAGGCUCUGUUCACUGGAGCCAUACUGUGCAUGGCAAGUGAUUCUGCAAUGGAUUUAGUGCAGUGCCAUCUGUCGCCUGACCAACGAUUCUUUGUUGUCUCUGGACCCUACAAUGACUCUGCUCUACCCCUGUCUAUACCCAUGCACCGAAUUACGGGUAUCCAAGUGGGUGACCGCGACCAGAAUGUGUCUGGCAAUUGCUUGGUAUCAUCUCUCACAGUGCAGUACUGCUUGGCUGGAGAAGAAGAGAAGGAGGUUAGUCUGGCAGCUCCUCCAGAUGCAAGUGCCUCUGCUUUUGCCUUCCUCACAGCACUUGAAAAAGCUAUGUUUAUGAUGCAGGAGUCAAGGGCCGUCAUUGGCACCGGAGAGUGAAUGAAAAGGUAGAAUUUUUUGUAUGAGGUGAAAUGCUAGAGUUGGUAAUACUGUAGAGACAAGGGCAAAAGGUGUCAUUUAUAUAUUUAGAUAGACUUUUAAGCUAUGAAAAAAUACUAAAAAGAAUUUGAUUUAUGGAGUAUUAUCUAAUGAUGUGAUUAUAAUGUGUUAUCAAAAAAGACUUUGUAUGUUGUUACUCGAGAGAAUUUUGCAAUAAUCAAGGGUGAGGUAUAUGACAAGAUAAAGUAAUAUUCUUAGUAAAAUAAAUUUGAUGGAAAGAAUAGUGUGUAAAAUUCAGAUUAUAAGAAGAGAAAUUUAAGAGGAUGACUAACUUAUUGUGAGAAGGUGUAAGUAAUUUACCUGUGCAUAAUGCCAGUUAGGACAAAACACUGCAUCUUAAAAUAGGAAAGACAAGACUAGAAAGGAGUUUUGAGGAGACAGAGAUAAAAAAUAUGAUGUUAGCACUUGCAUAAAUCAAACCCUAAGUUAAGGUAUAAAGAAUUGCAAUAAGGUGUUAUGAUGCACUGUAUUUGUUGUUAUUCUUAUAGAAAUUGAUGGAAAGUUGGUAUAAAAAAAAAUUUCCAAAGAGGAGGUGUGUAAAAAAGACUUGGGUUUAAAGUAUAAAAGACAUAAAAUUCAGGGAAGAUCAAUGCUAAGUACCAUUGAAAUGUCAUGAUAAAUUUUGGAAACUAAUCUUGCAAAUUUUAUAUAUACAUGUAUACUGCUUCAAGUAACCUUAUAUACUACUGUAUAUUCAUUACCUGACUGUAACACAUAUUGAUUGAACUAUUAUGGGCUAUUUGUUUUUCAAUUUAGGUAGCUAUUGCUAAUUUUAUAAUGUAUUUCAAAUUUUCAAAGUUUAUUAAUUCAUCAGUAUGUCCCAUUGAUGUAUUAUUACAAGUAGCUUACAUUUUCUUCAGUGGUCCAAAAUACAGUAAUUCUGAAUGGUGUAGAGUUCACUGAUAAUUUAUCAGUCAUGGGAAACUAGCCAUAGCAAACUUCUUUCUUCUUUCAACAAACUUGCCGUAUCCCACUUAAGUAGGGCGGCCCAAAAAGAAAAACAAAAGUUUCUCUUUUGAACUUUAGUAAUGUAUACAAGAGAAGGGGUUACUAGCCCCUUGCUCCCAGCAUUUUAGUAGCCUCUUACGAUAUGCAUAGCUUACGGAGGAAGAAUUCUGUUCCACUUCUCCAUGGAGCCAUAGUAAACACUUGAUGAUGAUAAUAAUAAUAAUAAUAAUAAUAAUAAUAGUAAUAAUAAUUGUAGAUAGUGGGUUGGUAGACAGCAACCACCCAGGGAGGUACUACCGUCCUGCCAAGUGAGUGUAAAUCGGAAUCCUGUAAUUGUUUUACAUGAUGGUAGGAUUGCUGGUGUCUUUUUUCUGUCUCUUAAACAUGCAAGAUUUCAGGUACGUCUUGCUACUUCUACUUACACUUAGGUCACACUACACAUACAUGUACAAGCAUAUAUAUACACACCCCUCUGGGUUUUCUUCUAUUUUCUUUCAAGUUCUUGUUCUUGUUUAUUUCCUCUUAUCUCCAUGGGGAAGUGGAACAGAAUUCUUCCUCCGUAAGCCAUGCGUGUUGUAAGAGGCGACUAAAAUGCCAGGAGCAAGGGGCUAGUAACUCCUUCUCCUGUAUAAAUUACUAAAUUUAAAAAGAGAAACUUUUGUUUUUCUUUUUGGGCCACCCCGCCUCGGUGGGAUACGGCUGGUGUGUUGAAAGAAGAAAGAAUAACAAUAAUAAUAAUAAUAAUAAUAAUAAUUUUUUUUAAGCAUGCUGGCUGUCUCCCACUGAGGCAGGGUGACCCCAAAAAAAUAACAAUUUUAAUAAUAAUAAUAAUAAUUUGGCUUGCAUAUUAAGCCAUAAAUGCAACAACAUCGAUGAAGAAUGAAUACUAAUGAUUUUAUUCAAGAAUGACAGUAUGAUCACCAGGAUCGUAAACUCUAGAGAAGAGAUGUGCUGUCAACCAAGACUUGUGCUUUCAACCAAUACUCGUACUUUCAACCAAUACUUGAAAGCAUCAGUAGAUUCCUGACUCUUGACAGACACUUCUAAUCUGUUGAGCCAUCUAGGAGCUACAUCAGUAAACUUUCUGCAAGUGAUCUCUCCUUGACAGCAUGAAGCUCAGCCUGAAAGGAUUCAUGGCAGCUGACAGGUACAUUCCUAAGUCUGAUGUAAAAAAGGUUCAAGAAUGUCAGCAAGAUUCUUGGGCUCAUUAAACAUAACUCUAAAUGUUAAUAAGCAGAAUUCAAAUUCAGUUCUUGCCUUGAUCAGGAACCACUGUAGCUCAUACGAGUAGGGACUAGUGGGAACACCAGUUGGGAGAAGAAAUAUCAGUCUACUUGCACGAUUCAGUACAGACUGAAGUCUUUUAACAAGUUGCUAGGCAAACCUACAAACAAACAAUUUCCAGUAAUCAAGAGGAAAUAAAUGCAUGGAUAAAGAACAAGAUACUCUGCUUAUGAAGAUAUUUUCUGACUGCAUAGUGGUUAUGAAUAGGAAAUUGUAAGAUUUAACAAGUUGGUUGAUGUGCCCAAUAAAUGAUAAUGAAGAAUCCAGGUAGACAUCCAGGUUUCUAACUGAUCCACAUGCUGUAAACUGACAGUAUCACACUCAAAGGCAUCAAAAAAUCUCCAGUCUUUACUCUCCUGAGGUUUUCCCUGACAAUCAAAAUCUCUGCCUUACCCUCAUUUAAUUUCAGUUUUGUACUUGUCAUCCAAGUUUGAAUAUCCAGUAAUAGAGAACUAAGACAAACUUUCUAUUGUCAACAUUUAGAACCCUGAUGUAGACUUGUAAAUUAUCAGCAUAAAAAUGACAGUCAACCUCAUGGGUAUCCAAGAGUAUGGCUAAACCACUAACAUAAACUGUAAACAAUACCAGUCCAAGAACAGAGCCAUAAGGAAUGCCAUGAGGGCAAGAAGACAGAUCAGAUACAGAAUAAUUGACUACUAUUGAUAUGACUGAUCAGAAUCAAUUUCAGAAAUGACAAUACAGUAUUGCUAAAGCCACAGUCAAAAAGAUCACUCAUCAGUAAUCCAUUACCAGUGGUAAUAAAUGCAGCACAGAGGUCCAAGAAAUUUAGCAGCAGUAGAUUUCCUGAACACAUGUUCAGUGCCAAAUCAUUAUAAACUGCACACAAAGUCUUCUCAGUUAAAUGAAAUGGCCUGUACACAGGUCUGUACUGGGUGGGCAGUAAUGGUAAUUGUGGUGAAUAAAAAAUAGAUUGUUCUGCCAUAAUAUUAAUAGUAAUGGACAAAUCUGUAACCUACGGACUUUGUCCGUGUUUCCUGAAUUGAAUGGCAGAGCAGAUUAUAUUUCUGUUUCCGAAGUCCAUUAUGCCAAAGGUUUACUGUAAUUUAUUUUUAAAUUUAAAAGCUUGCCACUGGAUACCUCAGCCUCAGUUUUAUGUGGUGGAUGUGCAGGAUGUAGAAAGUAAACAGUACCUUUAUGACCAUAGAUGUGUUUAAAGAGUGCAUAUCCAUGAAAACAAAUUUAAGACCAAGUUUGGAAAUGCAAGCUGUAUCUAUAAUUUAUGGUUUACUGUGCCAUGCUACAACCUUACAUACCAACUUCCAUUCCAUUCUGAGUAAAAGUUCUGAACUAUGUUAGUUUUCACUAUGUUUUAUAUGUUUUGACAAUGUUGUACUGUAGAUCUGUUUUUUUUAUUGUACAUAAAUUAAAUUUUUGCAACAAUGUUGUACUGUAGAUCUGUUUUUUUUUAUUGUACAUAAAUUCAAUUUUUGCAAAGCUAUUAAUUUUUUUACAGGCAGAAACCAAUUACAAUAAUUACUGUACUAACUAAUGCUCUGAACUGUUUUUGUAUUUUCUUCCUGGUAAAUAUUUUCUCUCAUUGCAGGAUUAUUACCCUCUGUAACCCUCCAUUUUGUCCUUGUCUGUAUUUCAUAAAGUUCACUACGGACACCAUACCAUGCCUUGUAUGAAAACUUUUGCUAAUGUACUGCAAAUAGAUCUUGUAAUUGAAUAUAUCAGGUAUUAGAGAAAAGUAAUUGUUCAUUCACACAAUCUCUGAUAAUAUAAAGUUAGCAACAGCUUGUGGGUUUGUAUCAACUGUUGUUGUGAUCUGACUAAACACUCUUAUGUAUUGAGAGUUUGAUAAUUAGAUUUUGAGAUUAUUUAAAUGAAUUAGGCACAUGCUCUUAUUAUGUAGCACAAUUUGUAGUAUAAUUCAUAAAAUAUUAGAUUUAAGUUCUCUGGAAUAGGACAAAAUUAAUCCAACUUCUUUUGUGGUUAAAGAAGCAAGAGCAAACACUGAGGACAUUUUAUUUUUUGUGUUCUGGUCUGAGGACCUUGUUUACUCCAUGCAUACGUGGGUCAUGAAAAACAUAGGUUUAUAUAGGUAAAGUACAUGUGGAGUAAGCUGGACUUUAGCAAAGUUAGGUAUGCUGAAAAUCUUGGGUAGCUUUAAAAACAGGUUAUGUGAGUGAGAGGGGUUGUAUUCGAGAAGAACCUGCCUGGUAAGGGCCACUAGGUCAGUGUUUUCUGAUGGCUGUGUACCGAGGUUGAUGGGUUUAUACACAUUCUGGAUGCAUGUGUGCCAACAUGGUAGAUGUGUUAUAAUUACCUGCUUUCUGCACUACCAUAUUUGUUGCCAUCAUCAGGGAUUCUUUUAAACACUGUUGUCUUCUUACAUCUUGCUCCCUGGUGACCAGCUGGACUUCAGAUCACCUCAUUAAAUAUUCCUUUGUGUCUCUGAAUCAUGGUGGCAUUAUUUUGGUCAUCUCUGCUGCACUUGUAUUUAUGUUCAUUGAUCCUAAAUGGAUAGACUCCUACCAGUCUCCCCCAUGUACUUCUUGUUUCAGUAUCUAUACAGGAUAGUGAAGACACCAGCACUAGAUACUGGGAACUUAGCAGUGGUUCACUUUCUGAUGAGAUCUUUGGUGGAGGUGGUUACUAUUGUGGCCAUUUUGAUAUUUUACUUGUUAAGUGCUCUGAAGGUGUUGUAUGCCACAUCACCACACUGAUGAUUAAUACAGUAUCUGAAGAUGUAGUGUUCAAGAUAGUCUCAGAUUGUACUCUACAGUCAUGGAUGAAUAUGUGGUAUAGUAAAGACAUGUGGAGGUUUGUAGAAAGUGGACACAUUCUUCCUCUGGGGUAGCAGGACUAGAUAUACAAAGAACUCUCUAAUGAAUCCAGUUACUUCUCUUCUCUUGUUGCAUGUGUCAUAGUGUGAGGAAUAUGAGGUUAUCCUUGUUAGUGGGAUUCCUGUACACUUUGAGAGGGCUUCACUGUCAGGUGUUCUGCAUAGAAGGAUGUCUAAGAGGGAGAGCAGACAUUUUUUUCAGGCUAUUAAGAUAAAUAUGUUAUGGUGCUUGGAAUCGUGGUGUGAAACUUUUCUGCCUCCAGGCACUGCAUAAUGAUAUUAGCUAGCAUGGAGCUGAGGGGGCUACCCAUUACCAUGCCGAAAUACUAUAAGUUAAAAUUGACUUACAGGUCAAUCAAAUCGAUGAAGUUUUGUUGGGGCAGAGGGAGGUCAUUGUCAUCAGCUGUCUGUCUACAUCAAUGGCAAUUGGAGUAGUAAUGUUGGAAGAGAGAGAUGUUCCAUCAAAAAAAGCUGUGUGUUUAUUCCCAAUGUUGACACUUGAGAAAAACCAUACCCCGGCCGGGAUUGAACCCGCGGUCAGAGAGUCUCAAAACUCCAGCCCAUCGCGUUAGCCACUAGACCAGCUAGCCACAAUAAGAUUCGUCCAACUAGGUCAUUACGAUUUCGUAAGUCAUCUUGACACUUGAGAUACAAGACAGGUCUCCUGAAUGUUUCUAGCAUGGCUAAUGGUGCCCAGGGGCUUGGAUAGAUGUUUGGCAAGGAGUCCUACCAGUCAGGACAGCCAUCAAAUGAACACAAGAUUGGAGGAGCACUGGCAGUAGUCCUACUAGCCCUUGCUGGGCAGGUACCUUCUCAAAUACAUCCCUUCUCGCACAUUUACUUUGUCUAACCUAUUUUUAAUGUUACCAAAAAUUUUCAGCGCACCUGAUCUCACUGAAGUUCAGCUUGUUUUACAUGUACCUUUUCCUAUAUGAACUUAGGACCCAUGUAUGUUUGGAGUGAACAAGGUCAGAGGACUGAAACAUAUCCAUAAUAUAAUGUCCUCAAUGCUUUCUCAUUUGUCUUUAAACACAACUUGUCAGAAUCAUAAAUAUAUAUAAUUUUUUUUCAACAAACUGAUUGCCUCAUCUGGACUUAUUUUGCUAUUUGUAUAGAUCUGUGUAUUGCUGCUAAUAAUUAUGCUGUAUAACUUUUGCUUUGUCAUAUUUUAUGAAGAUCUUUAUCUGUUUAAGUUAUAUGAAGUAUUAAUAGGUUUAUUGGCCUUAUUCUUUGAGGAUUUAGUGCAUCAGUUCUACUCACUUGCAGAUAAGAUAGUCAGGGAAGAAUUGUGGUUGUGAAAUAGAAAAGACUUGUAAUACAUUUUUGUGUUACACAAAUAACCCGCACAUAAAAGAGAGAAGCUUACGACGACGUUUCGGUCCGACUUGGACCAUUUACAAAGUCACACAAGUCACACUUUGUAAAUGGUCCAAGUCGGACCGAAACGUCGUCGUGAGCUUCUCUCUUUUAUGUGCGGGUUAUUUGUGUAUCGUUCCAGUCACGGUAUUGUGCCUUUUUUUGUUAUUUUCUGUGUUAACACAAUAGCUUGUUGCACCAGUUUUCAAGAUGAAAGUAAGUAUCUUGUUAAAAUUCCAUUAUUUUCAUCAACAAUUUGAGACCUAUAGCUCAAGUUAUUUUCUUCUAAUGUGUAUGGAUAUCUUCCCUGCAUUUGGAAGCUGUGAUUAGAAUUGCCUUUGGUACAAAGUCUAUAAUCUGGAGCCCUUCAAGAGGAGGUACCUUGAUGGUGAUGAAAUGGUACUGAUCCAAGGAAUUGGAGCUAUCCUACCCUUGGAUCAAAUCUGAUUUAUCUCCAUUUUCCCAGGCUCUGUACAACUCUUAUGGGUGUAGCACUUGCCCAUGAAUAUAAUUUAAUCUGGAGGAUAGCAAAUUUAAUUCUGAUUAUUUCUCCAGGUGAUAUAUUUUGUACAUAGUGUUCAUUCAAGUUUUAUUUUUUAGUCUAAGACACUGUAUACUGUACCUUUCAUGCCAUUGCAAAAUAUAGACCUCACUAAGAGUUUGGAUGAGGUACUGUUGAGUUGUAAAUAUAGUGUACCAUUGCCACUGCUUUUUAGUGAGAAAAAUUUAUAAGGUCAAUUGCAGUAUAUUAAGCAUUUCUUGUUACAUAUAUGUUAUUCAAAAUUAAAUUAUUAUCUUUUUUUAUUAUUGCAAGGUCACAGGACUGUACAGGUCUCCCUCAACAUUCGCGUUUUCAACUUUCGCGGGCCUCACACAUUCGCGAAUUCCCAACCGCCAAAUUCCCAGCCUCCAAAUUCCCAGCCGCCAAAUCAUAUUUAAGUUUCCCUCCACCUGCGAGUCCCUACUACCCUCCCUCCGACCCCCGCAACUGGCAGCCAGCCCUCCCACCAGUGUGGUGAGUGUUUUGUUUGUUCAUUAUUUGCUAUUAAACUACAGUAUAAAUAAUGUAAACCCAUUCAUGACUGCAUAUUGGAAUGGCUAUUCGGACAGGUAUUGGAUGGUGACAUCAUGUGUUUACUCUUGAACACAGCAAAGAAUCAAACAUUUCUGCUACUGCUAAUAACAACAAUAGUAAUAAUAAUAAUAAUAAUAAUAAUAAUAAUAAUAAUAAUAAUAAUAAUAAAUACGACAGAAUUGAAGAAGGAAAUUGUACAAAAAUACGAGGGAGUGAUUGGCACAUGGUCAGUGUGGCUUUGUUUAUGCUGGAGUGAGCAUUAGUCUCCGUGCUCUUCCAAACAUUUCACAAUAAUUCAUUAUGUUUGGUGCUUGUAGAUUGAGUGCGACUGGAGUGGUAGAGGCAGUGGUUGAGGAAGCGGUUGAGGGAGUGGGUGAGGCAGUGGGUGAGGUAGUGGGUGAGACAGUGGUUGAGGCAGUGGGUGAGGUAGUGGUUGAGGCAGCAGGUGAGGCAGUGGUUGAGGCAGCAGGUGAGGCAGCAGGUGAGGCAGUGGUUGAGGCAGUGGG
Cherax quadricarinatus is the source of this 8748-nucleotide messenger RNA. Its product is annotated as zinc finger FYVE domain-containing protein 21. The record is from RefSeq and is a predicted model, not a curated record. Gene Ontology annotation, molecular function: metal ion binding. NCBI's taxonomy places the organism in Eukaryota, Metazoa, Arthropoda, Malacostraca, Decapoda, Parastacidae.